Aspergillus welwitschiae is the source of this 315-nucleotide messenger RNA. RefSeq lists its product as uncharacterized. The coding region runs from base 104 to 274 and encodes 56 amino acids. The record is from RefSeq and is a predicted model, not a curated record. The transcript has a single exon. NCBI's taxonomy places the organism in Eukaryota, Fungi, Ascomycota, Eurotiomycetes, Eurotiales, Aspergillaceae.
UGAGAAGCGGUGACAAAAUCCGCAGUGGAGGAAGCGCGCCAGGGUGGAAAAGAGACGCGGAAUCUGAGCCUUCAUUGUGUGCGCCGUGGGGCCCAUCUAGAUUAUGCGCGAUAUCCGUGCUCAAAACUCUUUUUGUAUGGCCGAUAUCUUUGUUCGGCUACGCUUAGCACUGGAUCCGCGAUAUCUCUCGAUAUGCUUAAGUGUAUUUGCUUCUAUUGCCUGUGGAGCCUCUGUUUCCCCCCUCUCCCCUCUUCAUCUCUCCAAUGGAGACUAGAAACUACCAUCCCCUCCUCCUCCUUCUCCCCGGGCACAUAG